Molecule: messenger RNA, 1419 nt
Organism: Hirsutella rhossiliensis
Lineage: Eukaryota; Fungi; Ascomycota; Sordariomycetes; Hypocreales; Ophiocordycipitaceae
Product: KR domain-containing protein
Exons: 8
Coding region: 1-1419 (472 amino acids)
Biological process (GO): secondary metabolite biosynthetic process; fatty acid biosynthetic process
Molecular function (GO): oxidoreductase activity; fatty acid synthase activity
Source: RefSeq, a predicted model, not a curated record
AUGGCCAUGGACAUUGGCUGCCUUUCUACGCGCAAGGUGGUGCCCGGCAACUUGGUGACUCGUACUCCGGACGGUCUGAGCCUUGAAGAGGCUGCUACCUUGCCCAUUGUCUACGCAACUGAUAUCCAUGCCGUCAUUAACCUAGGUCGGCUCAAGAAGGGACAGUCGAUUCUGGUUCAUUCUGCUUGUGGAGGAGCUGGGCUGGCCGCCCUUGAGCUAUGCACCGCACCCGAGGCAGAGAUCUACGUCACGUGUGUUGCGAGGUGCGGCAGCAUGAUGGAGAUUGGCAAGUGUGACAUUCUUGGCCACGGGGCUUUGGCGCUCAACCCGUUCAACGAGAACCGGACAUUCCAUGGCAUUGGCUUGGCUGGCCUGCGACAGGACAAUCCUGCCCAGGUUCAAGAGUUGAUGGAGCAGUGCGUCUCCUACCAUAAGCAGGGCAUCAUCAAGCCGAUCCAGCCUAUUCGCGUCCUCCAGGCCAGCCAGGUGGCCGAGGCAUUCCGCUACAUGCAGAAUGGAUUACAUCUUGGCAAGGUACUCAUCAGACUUUCAGGAGAAGCGAGAAAACUUCCUUGCACCAAGCUACGGCGAGGCCCUACCCUCUCCAGCAUUGGCGGUGUUUUGCAAAUGGCCAUGGUGCUAAUAGACUGCCCUUUUCAGCAGCUAGGUCAUGAUGCUUGGGGUAGCGUGCAGAACCCCAAGGUCAAGGGAACGUGGAAUCUCCAUCGGGCGCUUCUGGGCACCAAGCUGGACUUUUUUGUUCUCUUCAGCUCCGUGGCCGCUGUCUGGGGCCAACCCGGCCAGGCGAACUACGCGUCCGCCAACACGUUCCUCCAUUCUUUUGCACAAUAUCGCCACAGCCUCGACUUGCCUUGCUCUGUCAUUGACAUUGGAGUCAUGGAGGGAGUUGGAUACGUCAGCCAAAAUCCUGCUGUUCUGAAGCAGCUACGUCUCAUGGGUGCCCAUACGCUUCAAGAGCAGGAGCUGCUCGAUGCAAUGGGGACCAGCGUCGAACGUGGCCUGCCCUGGCACAAGGCAUCAGCCGGGCACCACGGCGGAUCCAGCAAUCCGAGUCAGGUAACCAUUGGUUUGAGGUCGUGCCGGCCAUUGUGCGAGCCUAGCAACCGCGUCCCUUGGAAGCGCGACAUUCGCAUGAGUUUAUAUCGGCAGGUCGAGUCAACCACUGUCGUGAGCUCCGACGCCGGCAACAGACGCCUGCAGGAUUUCCUCAGCAUGGCCGAGGGAACCCCGGGCGUUCUGUCCGACGAGGCCAGCAUAAAGCUUGUUACGUGGGAGAUUGCUCGCACCCUAUGCGGCUUCUUGCUGCAACCGGAGGAGAACUUGGAUAUCACCCGGAGUCUUGCUUCCAUGGGCAUUGACUCUUUGGAACGGUGGAACGACCAGGCAAACUCGCAAUAG